GGCAUAAAAUCCUGAAAGGCGCUAACUUUCCUCCACAGCUUCAAACUCCGUUAUCUCCAACUCCCAAAUUCAAAGUUGUGUUCAUCUGAAAUUACGCUUUUAUUUUGCAGAUUCCAGAACAAGCUGAUGAUAAAGUUGUGUUCUUUUCCCCCUAUUUGUUUCCGGUGAGUAAUUCAUGUAUUGAAUCGGCUUAUAUAUAUAUGAUGACCUCACUGAGAUUUUCAAUCUCUUUGGACACGUUUGAUUCUUCAAACAAGUUCAAUUCUUCUUUUUGCUACGGUCAUGCAUAUGUUAGCAGAGCUUGUGUAGUUAAUGCUCUGAAUUGGGGAAAUCGGAUUAAGGUUUCUGGGUUCCCAUUCGAAUUGUCGGGCACUUCGGAACUGAGUCAGAUGGGUGAGGAAACCAAUUUGAGCUUGGUUGAGGGAAACCCGGAUUUUCGACACGAAAGUGAGAAGGGCUCUGGGGGGCCAAAGAAAGAGAGUAGGAGAGAAAAGGAUUCGAAGUUAAGUUCAAGAAAGAGUAGGUGGGUGAGGGAAUUGGAGAAUUUGUUUGUGAAUGGUGGUGAAUUUGAUGUUGAUUAUUCUGUUAUUAGCUCUCACUUGAGCAUGGAGCAUUGUAACGAUAUUUUGAGACGGCUAGAGAGGUGUAAUGAUGUCAAAGCUCUUAGAUUCUUCGAGUGGAUGAGAAGCAACGGGAAAUUAGAGCGCAAUGUGAGCGCUUUUAAUUCAGUUUUAAGAGUGAUGGGUAGGAGAGAAGAUUGGGAUGCAGCUGAAAAAUUGGUUCAGGAAUUGCUUGCUGGUUUGGGAGGUGAGCUGAAUUAUCAGGUUUUCAACACCCUUAUUUAUGCGUGUUGUAAGUUGGGGCGCGCUGAGUUGGGAGCCAAGUGGUUUCGAAUGAUGCUGGAUCACAGGAUCCAGCCGAACAUUGCAACUUUUGGUAUGCUAAUGGGACUUUACCAGAAGGGUUGGAAUGUUGAGGAGGCGGAGUUUACUUUCUCUCAAAUGAGGAACUGUGGAAUUGUAUGUCAAUCAGCGUACUCUGCGAUGAUCACAAUUUACACCCGCUUGAACUUGUAUGACAAAGCGGAAGAGGUCAUUGGCUUGAUGAGAGAAGAUAGAGUGAGAUUGAAUUUGGAUAAUUGGUUGGUAAUGAUUAAUGCCUAUUGUCAGCAGGGUAAAGUAGACGAUGCUGAAGUAGUACUGGUCUCCAUGCAAGAAGCGGGGUUUUCUCCAAACAUUAUUGCAUACAAUACUUUGAUAACUGGAUAUGGGAAGGCGUCUAAAAUGGAUGCUGCUCAUCACCUAUUUCUGGGCAUAAAGAACGCUGGAUUAGAGCCUGAUGAAACAACUUACCGUUCUAUGAUUGAAGGUUGGGGUCGAGCUGACAAGUAUAAGGAAGCAGAAUGGUACUACAAAGAGCUCAAGCGGUUGGGGUACAAGCCUAAUUCGUCUAACCUGUACACACUAGUAAACUUGCAAGCCAAGCAUGAGGAUGAAGAGGGGGCCAUCAGGACUCUUGACGAUAUGCUGACAAUGGGGUGCCAAUAUUCCUCGAUUCUUGGUACUCUUCUGCAAGCAUACGAGAAGGUAGGAAGGGUAGAUAAAGUGCCUCGCCUUUUGAGAGGUUCUUUCUAUCAACAUAUUCUUGUCAGCCAGACUUCUUGUUCCAUUCUUGUCAUGGCUUAUGUGAAACACUGCUUGGUGGAUGAUACUAUGAAAGUGUUGAGGGAGAAACUGUGGAAGGACCCGCCUUUUGAAGAUAACUUGUAUCAUUUGUUAAUUUGCUCGUGUAAAGAGUUGGGUCGUCUUGAAGAUGCUGUUAAAAUAUACAAGCAAAUGCUGAGACAUUUUAACAAGCCAAACAUGCACAUCAUGUGCACAAUGAUUGACAUCUAUAGCAUCAUGGGCCUAUUCACAGAAGCGGAAAAAACUUACGUGGAGUUAAAAUCUUCUGGAAUCGUAUUGGACCUGAUUGCCUAUAGCAUUGCUGUGAGAAUGUAUGUAAAAGCUGGUUCUCUGGAAGAUGCUUGCUCUGUUCUAGAGGCAAUGGAAGAACAGGAGGGAAUUGUUCCAGACAUUUACAUGUUCCGUGAUAUGCUCCGGAUUUAUCAACGAUGUGGCAGGCUUGAUAAGUUGAAAGACCUGUACUAUAAACUCUUGAAGAGUGGAGUGACUUGGGAUCGGGAAAUGUACAACUGUGUCAUAAACUGCUGUUCUCAUGCUUUGCCAGUCGAUGAGAUCUCAGAGAUCUUUGAUGAGAUGCUUCAAUGUGGUUUUGUUCCUAAUACCAUAACCUUCAAUGUCAUGCUCGAUGUAUACGGGAAAGCAAGGCUUCUGAAGAAAGCUAGGGAGUUGUUCAGGAUGGCCCAAAAGUGGGGUUUGGUUGACAUGAUCUCUUACAAUACUAUUAUAGCUGCUUACGGGCGAAAUAAAGAUUUCAGAAGCAUGUCUUCAACAUUUCAAGAGAUGCAGUUCAAGGGCUUUUCAGUUUCCCUGGAAGCCUACAAUUCCAUGUUGGAUGCUUAUGGGAAGGAAAGCCAAAUGGAAAGAUUUAGAAGCGUUUUGCAGAGAAUGAAGAAAACAAGCUGUGCUUCUGACCAUUACACGUACAACAUUAUGAUCAAUGUCUAUGGAGAGCAAGGAUGGAUUGAUGAAGUUGCUGGUGUGCUGACUGAGUUGAAAGAAUGCGAACUUGGACCUGAUCUGUGCAGCUAUAACACGUUGAUUAAGGCAUACGGAAUUGCAGGAAUGGUCGAAGAUGCUGUCCACUUGGUCAAGGAAAUGAGAGAAAAUGGUAUAGAGCCUGAUAAGAUAACCUAUGUCAAUCUUAUCGCUGCGCUGCAAAGAAACGAUGAAUAUUUGGAGGCUGUAAAAUGGUCCCUGUGGAUGAAGCAGAUGGGGUUGUAAAGUUCACAAUGCUGAUGUAUAUAAUCUACGGCGUUUUUUGAGCCUCUCAACACCUGAUUAAGAUCUUGCUCAUAAAUAAAUAAAAUCUGCUUUCGUUGAUUCGA
This is a messenger RNA of Malus domestica (apple), 3010 nucleotides long. RefSeq names its product pentatricopeptide repeat-containing protein At4g30825, chloroplastic. NCBI's taxonomy places the organism in Eukaryota, Viridiplantae, Streptophyta, Magnoliopsida, Rosales, Rosaceae. Gene Ontology annotation, molecular function: protein binding. The record is from RefSeq and is a predicted model, not a curated record.